Molecule: messenger RNA, 2888 nt
Organism: Sorex araneus (European shrew)
Lineage: Eukaryota; Metazoa; Chordata; Mammalia; Eulipotyphla; Soricidae
Gene: SARDH
Product: sarcosine dehydrogenase
Exons: 22
Coding region: 165-2888 (907 amino acids)
Cellular component (GO): mitochondrion
Molecular function (GO): protein binding; oxidoreductase activity
Source: RefSeq, a predicted model, not a curated record
GUGGGGGCGGGGCGGCCGGUUCCGGCUCCGGCUCCCGCUCCCGCAGAAAGGAGGGGGCUGCCCAGUGCCCAAGGCCAGUCCCUGUGCUCCGACCUGCAGCUGCGGCCCAGGUCCCCACCGCGGCUCCCGACCGGCCAGCGCCUCCAGGACAGAAGCCCGACCCCAUGGCCUCGCUGAGCCGAGCCCUGCGCGUGGCCGCCGGGCGCCCCCGGAGCCCUGCCCGAGGCCUGAGCAGCGGGGCCGGCCCCACGGCCGAGAAGAGCGUCCCGUACCAGCGGACCCUGAAGGAGACGGAGGCGGCGGCCCACGGGCCCAGCCGGGCCCUGCCCAGCGCGGCCGACGUGGUGGUCAUCGGCGGCGGCAGCCUGGGCUGCCAGACCCUGUACCACCUGGCCAAGCUGGGCGUGAGGGGCGUGCUGCUGGAGCGCGACCGGCUCACGUCGGGGACCACCUGGCACACGGCAGGCCUCCUGUGGCAGCUGCGGCCCAGCGACGUGGAGGUGGAGCUCCUGGCCCACACCCGCCGCGUGGUGAGCCACGACCUGGAGCAGGAGACGGGGCUGCACACGGGCUGGAUCCAGAACGGGGGGCUCUUCAUCGCGUCCAACCGGCAGCGCCUGGAUGAGUACAAGCGGCUCAUGUCGCUGGGCAAGGCCUACGGUGUGGAGUCCCACGUGCUGAGCCCGGCGCAGACCAAGGAGCUGUACCCGCUGAUGAACGUGGACGACCUCUACGGGACGCUGUACGUGCCGCAGGACGGGACCAUGGACCCCGCGGGCACCUGCACCACGCUCACGCGGGCCGCCACCGCCCGCGGGGCCCAGGUCAUCGAGAACUGCCCGGUCACCGGCAUCCAGGUGCGCACCGACGACUUCGGGGUGCGGCGGGUGGCGGCGGUGGACACGGAGCACGGAACCAUCCGGACGCCGUGUGUGGUCAACUGCGCAGGCGUGUGGGCCAGCGCCGUGGGCCGCAUGGCCGGAGUGAAGGUGCCGCUGGUGGCCAUGCACCACGCCUACGUGGUCACUGAGCGCAUCGAGGGCAUCCAGAACAUGCCCAACGUCCGCGACCACGACGCCUCUGUGUACCUCCGCCUGCAAGGGGACGCCCUGUCUGUGGGGGGCUACGAGAACAACCCCGUCUUCUGGGAGCAGGUGUCUGACAAGUUCUCCUUCGGCCUCUUCGACCUGGACUGGGACGUGUUCAUGCAGCACAUCGAAGGGGCCGUGAACCGCGUGCCCGUGCUGGAGCGGACGGGCAUCAAGUCCACCGUCUGCGGCCCGGAGUCCUUCACCCCGGACCACAAGCCGCUGAUGGGGGAGGCGCCCGAGCUCCGCGGCUUCUUCCUGGGCUGCGGCUUCAACAGCGCGGGCAUGAUGCUGGGCGGCGGCUGUGGGCAGGAGCUGGCCCACUGGAUCGUGCACGGGCGCCCGGAGAAGGACAUGUACGGCUACGACAUCAGGCGCUUCCACCACUCGCUCACCGACCACGGCCGCUGGAUCCGGGAGCGCAGCCACGAGUCCUACGCCAAGAACUACUCGGUGGUCUUCCCGCACGACGAGCCGCUGGCCGGCCGCAACAUGCGGCGGGACCCCCUGCACGAGGAGCUGCUGGCCCGAGGCUGCGUGUUCCAGGAGCGACAUGGCUGGGAGCGGCCAGGAUGGUUCAGUCCCCAGGGACCCGCCCCGGUCCAGGACUACGACUACUACGGGGCGUACGGGCACGGGGCGCGGGACUCGGCCUACCGCCAGCUGCUGGGCGCGGAGUACACCUUCGACUUCCCACCCCACCAUCACGUGAUCAGGGACGAGUGCCUGGCCUGCCGGGGCGCGGCCGCCGCCUUCGACAUGUCCUACUUCGGGAAGUUCUACCUGGUGGGCCCCGACGCCAGCGCAGCCGCGGACUGGCUCUUCUCGGCCCACGUCAGCCGCCCCCCAGGUGCCACAGUGUACACCUGCAUGCUGAACCACCGCGGGGGCACCGAGAGCGACCUGACCGUCAGCCGCCUGGCCCCCAGCGCCGAGGCCUCUCCGCUGGCCCCCGCCUUCGAAGGGGACGGCUACUACCUGGCUGUGGGCGGGGCCGUGGCCCAGCACAACUGGUCCCACAUCAGCACGGUGCUGCAGGACCGGAAGCUGCGCUGCCAGCUGCUGGACUUCUCGGAGGACCUGGGCAUGCUCAGCGUGCAGGGCCCGGCCAGCCGGGCCAUCCUCCAGGAGGUGCUGGACACAGACCUGAGCAACGACGCCUUCCCCUUCUCCACCCACAAGCUGGCCCGAGCCGCCGGACACCAGGUGCGGGCCAUACGGCUGUCCUUCGUGGGGGAGCUGGGCUGGGAGCUGCACAUCCCCAAGGCGUCCUGUGUGCCCGUGUACCGGGCCAUCAUGGCCGCGGGCGCCCGACACGGGCUUGUGGACGCGGGCUAUCGGGCCAUCGACUCUCUGAGCAUCGAGAAGGGCUACCGGCACUGGCACGCGGACCUGCGCUCUGACGACAGCCCCCUGGAGGCCGGCCUGGCCUUCACCUGCAAGCUCAAGUCCGACACCCCCUUCCUGGGGCGCCAGGCCCUGGAGCAGCAGCGGGCGGGCGGCCUGCGGCGACGCCUCGUGUGCUUCACCGUGGACGAGAAGGUGCCGCUGUUCGGCCUGGAGGCCAUCUGGAGGAGUGGCCAGGUGGUGGGCCACGUGCGCAGGGCCGACUUCGGCUUCGCCAUAGACAAGCCCGUCGCCUACGGCUACAUCCGGGACCCCAGCGGAGGGCCGGUGACCCCGGACUUCGUGAGGGGCGGGGAGUACGCCCUGGAGAGGAUGGGGGAGACGUACCUCGCCCGGGCCCACCUCAAGUCCCCUUUCGACCCCGACAACAAGCGGGUGAAGGGCGAGUACUGA